Messenger RNA from Seriola aureovittata, 3916 nucleotides. RefSeq names its product retinal homeobox gene 1 (gene rx1). NCBI's taxonomy places the organism in Eukaryota, Metazoa, Chordata, Actinopteri, Carangiformes, Carangidae. The transcript is spliced from 4 exons. Gene Ontology annotation, molecular function: RNA polymerase II cis-regulatory region sequence-specific DNA binding; DNA-binding transcription factor activity, RNA polymerase II-specific. Gene Ontology annotation, biological process: positive regulation of transcription by RNA polymerase II. The coding region runs from base 338 to 1414 and encodes 358 amino acids. The record is from RefSeq and is a predicted model, not a curated record.
CCACCUCUCCCACUCCGUCUCUCUCCUCUUCCACUCUCCUCUUUGAGCUGGAGUGCAUGGCGUCUCAACUCAUUUGUUGAAUGUUCUUUGCACUGGGUGGUUUUAUUUACAUGCACUUUGUUGGAGUGUUUUUGUCGGGACUGUUUGUCACGCAUAGAGAAAUGAUUUAAGGAGAUGCAAGGUAAGCAAAGCUGGCUACGUGAUUGUGAGCUUAGCACAUAGCAGAUCCGAGGAAGAGUGAGGUUGGAGGGUGAACAGGUGGAGCACUGGCAUCAGCAGUUUCAACAGUUCAACCUAUUUACUUCCAAGAGGCCCAGGCGAGUGUCGAGACGCUCGAAUGCAUUUAUCACUGGAUACCAUGAGCAUGGUGGACGACAGCUGCCUCUCACCCAGCAACUUCCACGAAAUGGGGAAAGGUGGGGGCUUCGCUGCAGGAGGCCGCGUCCACAGCAUUGAUGUCAUUCUCGGUUUCAGUAAAGACCAGGACCCCCUGCUCAGUCCUGCUGGGGCCUCAGGACCUCAUAAAGUGGACAUAGAGGGCCUGGCAGAGUCUGGGAAGCAGCAGGAGCCCUCGUCACACCCGUCCUACAGUGGGCACCUCUCGUCUCUGAGAAAUGGCAGCACAGAGCAGCAGCAGCAGUACCAUGAUACUGGCUUAUUCACAAAUAAGUGCGACGAGGAACUCAGUGAGCUGAGGAAGAGCGCCGACAGUGAUGAAGGAAAGUCUCCGGAGCCUUGCAAGGACGAUCAGCCCAAGAAGAAACACAGGCGCAACCGCACCACCUUCACCACCUACCAGCUGCAUGAGCUGGAGCGUGCCUUUGAGAAGUCCCACUACCCAGACGUGUACAGCCGAGAGGAGCUGGCCAUGAAGGUGAACCUCCCUGAAGUCCGAGUUCAGGUCUGGUUCCAGAACCGCAGAGCUAAAUGGCGUCGGCAGGAGAAAAUGGAUGCCAGCACCAUGAAGCUCCAUGACUCUCCCAUGCUGUCUUUCAACCGCCCGGCACCAGUUCACACCAGCAUGGGUCCAAUGACCAACUCCCUCCCUUUGGACCCCUGGCUGACCUCUCCCCUGUCCAGUGCCACACCGGUCCACAGCAUCCCAGGCUUCAUGGGUCCACCUCAAGGCCUCCAGCCCAGCUACCCCAGCCACAGCUUCCUCAACUCCACUCCUCAUCCUCCUCAUCCUCCUCAUCCUCCUCAUCCUCCUCAUCCUCAUCCUCACUCUCAUCCUCAUCCGUCCAUGAGUCAGGGGAUGCAGAGCAUGGCCCCUCCUCCUUACCAGUGUCCAGCACCGUACCCCGAUAAAUACCCUCUGGAGGACGUGGACCAGCGCAGCUCUAGUAUUGCUGCACUGAGAAUGAAAGCAAAGGAACACAUCCAGUCUAUGGACAAGACCUGGCAACCCAUGUGACUAACAAACCUAGCAGUCCAUGUGAGUAACGUCGGGAAAGGGAGAUGCUGAAAUUUUUUUCUUGGGUUUCAAGGUGGCAGACAUUGAGAACAAAUGUUGGAAAAAAUGGCAGUGACUGUUUGUGUCUGUUACCCACGGAUCAAAGGAAAUGGAUUUUGAACUGUGAAGACUGAGGAUUUUUGAACUUUUAGUUUGGACUUUCUUUUUUUCCCCCCUUAUUUUUGUCAUCUCACGGACACGAAGCAGACAAGUGAACUCUGAAUUGUUCAAUUUAACUUGUUCUCCCUCCAAACUGUAGGUGUUAUGCAUUGCUUUGGGUGCUGUCAACUGUCAGGCUCUAAAAAACUAUUUGCAACCCAGGAACUGCUGCACACAACAUUGUUUCCUUAUCGACCACUCUUUAAAACAAACCACAUGCUUCCCUUUAACUGAAUGCAUAGGUCUACCCACAUUCAUGAACAGCUUAUCUGCUGAUAGUGGCAAUAUUGGCAUAUUGGUUUUCCAAGGGGCCAUUGAACCUAUAUGUAAGAAAAGGUCAAAUCCUUUUCUCCAUGUCUAGCGAAUUUUAUUUGUCCCUUGUCACAGCUCAUGUCAGAGGAAAGCAGUUCAUGAACACAUGCUAUAAUUUUAAAAAAUCACCUAAAUGAAGCACUGCUGUAGGUAUUAUAACGUUUCUCAUCAGUUUUUCCUUUAUUUGUGUCAACCAUCAGAUUGGUUGAUUCGGACAGAACAUCACAUUCUGAUGAUCAUUCUUUGCUUUUCCCAUUUUCAUCGGCAAGUUUGUGUUUUUACUAAUUAAUCCAAUUGUCGAAUUUUCAUGGGUCAGCUAAUCAGAGUCUCUGAGUACUUUGUGAAUGGAGCUCCAGUCUCGGUUUAAUGUGAGAGCAGCUUUUUAAAGAAAAUCAAGGCAAUGUCUCCGACUGUGUAAAUGCACGUCUCUCUCACUCAUCUCUUGGUCUCUAACAACUGUGCAACUGGUUUUCAGUUCAUCUCUCCCACUCACGGUUUAUGUUGCUACUUGCCCAGUUUAGAUAUUUGAGCCUGCAGUUAAUAGAUAACCUGUUAUAACUGGAGGAGGAUGACAGCUCAUGGUUUUCAAUUUACAGGGAGAGGAAAUUCUCCCACUUAUGGUGUCACAGAGUGUAAAAUACAUAAUUGUAGUAGAGUCAGAGAUAUGAUGCCACCUUCUAAGUGGGCCAGGGCAGAAUAUACCAAAAAUAAUCCUGCACGAUUAUAAUCCUUUUCUGGUUUGUGCUGAGAUGCUUUAAGGAAGGAAGCAAGGAAGCAAGGAAGGAAGGAAGGAAGGCAGGAAGGCAGGCUGGUGAGUGGAGUAACCCUCUUUUUGCUUGAGUGGCUGUUGGAGGUGAAAACCUGUUGGCAGCUCAGUGUUGGGUGGCUGCGUGUACGUGCAGGGCAGCAGAAAGAGCCCUGUGUGAUGCGUCACCCCACAUAGUUUAGUCUUUGUUCGGCACAAUUGAUCCAAGUGUAUCCUCUUUGUCUGUAACUGAAGGGGGGGAAACGGUCUCAGGCUGCACUAAAUAGGCCCUUGUAACCAUUUUGUCAUGGAAGUUUUUUUUCUCUUUCUCAAUCAAAGGAGGAGAAACAAGGAUUGUAGCUGCUAUGGUCAUUAGUGACACAAUAUUGGUCUUUUACCAUCUGUUACAGAGUUAAGCUCUAAUUGUGUUAAAGGUAGAGAGGAUCAAUUCUAAACAGUUGCCUAUAUUUCUUUUGAGUAGAGCUAAAUUUAUUAGUAUUUGGUGUUGACAUAUUUAGGAUCUACAGCAUCUCACAAAAGUUAUAUGGUAACUUUUCUGUCUUGGUUAUGGAGCAAGAAGGAGAGAAAAUCCUUAAUCUUAAAGUGCAAUUUCAGAAUCUUUUGUAUUUUUUAUAUUUUGUUUUCUAAAAGGAGACCCAUUUUCCCCAAGACUGCCCAUUGUAUGGUUGUGAUAUUUCACUUUAAUGUGAAAAUUGUGCUGACAGCAACUCGUGAAUACAGCUACAUCAGCAGCAAAAACAAUAACAACAAUAUUUAGUAAUUUCUGGUUUGUUGGAAAAUCUAUUGUACCAUUCAGAGAGGGAAAACAUAGUGUUACAUCUGCUGCUCAUGAUCAGUCCUCAUGUAGUUUUUUUUUUUUUUCAGUGUUGUUGGUUAGUGAUGUUUAAACUCCCUGUUGGACAAUGCCAGGACCACAGAGGAAAUGAGGAUUACCUUGCACAUUAAGAGCUUCUUUAGGAUGCUACAUAAAUGUGAUUUUGGACCAAGAAUAAGCCAAAGGUUAGAUAAUGGACAAAACUGCACUAGAUCUUUGCCAGUUUUAAUUUUUUUAUGUGAAAAUGCACAGGAUAUUCUUUCCUGUAUGGCUGUUUUGUUUCUUACAUGUUGUAGUUAUAUCUGUCCUAGUAAUAUCAUUGUUUCCUUUCUUUUUGAUUUUGUCUGGAUCAUUGAUGUCCAUAUUCUGGAAAGAAUGAAGAUCUACUGAAAAUAAAUAUAGUUUGAUAGAA